AUGACAGGGAGCGAAGAUGGCGCCGUGAGCUACACGGUGACGCAGCGUGGGGCCCCCUGUCUCAUGAUCAACGGCUUUGGCUUCGUGGCUCGCAAGCGUCGUGGGCCACGUGUAUACUGGACAUGCAGGAAUCGUAGACAGUUUAACUGUCAUGCUCGGGCUCUCACCAAUGCCGGCCAGCUUACGAUGAGCUUCACUGUUCACAAUCACCCGUCACUUCCCUCGGAUGAAUUUUUUCGCAUUGAAAAUCUUAUUGAGGUUAUUGCCGUAGACAUGGAAUUCGUGAUAUCGAACCGUGGGAGACGUCAUAUGCGUCUCAAUGGGUUUUCUUUUUAUCCGGAGAAAGUUUUUCCGGAGAAGAAUAAGGUGCGGUGGCGGUGUACGCGGAGAACUUGCCGCGCAUAUGCACAUACAUUGCACGACCAGAACUUUGUACGACUCUGCGUGGGUCCCGGCGGCCGACCUCGUCUGUGGGUCCGAGGCAAAAGCUUUUACGCUGCGCAUACGAUGAGGUCGGGUAUCGUGCGUUGGCGAUGCACUAUGGGAGGCUGCGGUUGCAAAGCCUACACCCAAAAGGGAAAACUGCAUAAACUUAUGGGUGAACAUAAUCACGAGAAUCGAUGGAAAAGAAAGCCGGUUGGAAAUAAAUCAGCGCAAUAUUCUUCUAGAUUUUCUAACUCAUUCGCCAUGCCACGAGUUCCACAACUCGAUUUUGACAACUUUGACCCAUCAGCUUGGGUUACGCCAUAUUAG
Pieris macdunnoughi is the source of this 753-nucleotide messenger RNA. The record is from the annotation of a GenBank genome assembly. NCBI's taxonomy places the organism in Eukaryota, Metazoa, Arthropoda, Insecta, Lepidoptera, Pieridae.